This is a messenger RNA of Dermatophagoides pteronyssinus (European house dust mite), 911 nucleotides long. RefSeq names its product enolase-phosphatase E1-like. The record is from RefSeq and is a predicted model, not a curated record. Gene Ontology annotation, molecular function: acireductone synthase activity; magnesium ion binding. NCBI's taxonomy places the organism in Eukaryota, Metazoa, Arthropoda, Arachnida, Sarcoptiformes, Pyroglyphidae.
AAUUGAACUUUGGAAUAGCUCGUUAUUCCACUUGCAGUUCGAAGUUUAGGCUUUGUAUUUACACAAAUUUUUGAAAUAAUGUCUGGCAAAAAUCAAGAUUCUGUAAAGAUCAAGCAACCAAAGGUGAUUCUAUGUGAUAUCGAAGGUACAACUACGGCAAUAACAUUUGUAAAAGAACAACUAUUUCCAUAUGUUCGUGCAAAACUUCGCAAUUAUUUGAUUAAAACCUGGAACACAGACACUACUCGAGAUGAUGUUCGACUUUUAUUUGAACAAUAUCAUAAGGAUUUAAUUGACCAUCAAAUGCUUGGUCACGAAAUCGACAAUAAUGGUACUUUCAACAUUGACGACGUUUGCGUCUAUGUCAAUUGGUUGAUGGAUCAUGAUCGAAAAGUUGGAGCAUUAAAGCAAUUACAGGGACAUAUUUGGGAAAAUGGCUACAAAACUGGACAGAUUCUUGGACAUGUAUACGAAGAUGUUUUUCGAUGUUUUCAUCGAUGGACUUCCGAAUUCAAUGUUAAAAUUGGAAUCUACUCCUCCGGAAGUGUUUUGGCUCAAAAACUUUUGUUUUCUCAUAGUUGUCAUGGAGAUUUGACACCGUUUAUUUCGUAUUAUUUUGAUACAAACAUUGGUCCAAAACAAUCAGCCGAUAGCUAUAGAUUGAUCACCGAAAAAAUUGAUUCAUCUGCCAAUGAAAUUCUUUUCCUUACGGACGUCUCGGAAGAAGCAAAAGCGGCAAAGAAAUCCGGUAUGAUGGCAAUUUUAUUAGAACGUGAUGGCGUCAUUCUCUCUCCAGAUGACAAAUAUGCAUUCAAUUUUAUAACAAGUUUUGAUAAAAUAUUAUUUACUUAAAGUUUUUGGUGAUUAGGUACAAAAUUUCUACAAAUUACUUUAAUAUUAAUUGACUGGUA